CUGGAUCUGGUAUCACAUGGACUGGCUCUCAUUGAUUUGGGUCAGAGCAUCGAUAUGACCCUCUUCCCAAAAGGAACAGCUUUCAAAGCAAAGUGUGAAACCUCUGGAUUUCAGUGCGUGGAAAUGCUGACCAAUAAGCCCUGGAACUAUCAGACAGACUACUUUGGCAUAGCUGGAACAGUUUACUGCAUGCUGUUUGGCAACUACAUGAAAGUCCGUGAGGAGUGCGGUGCUUGGAAGACAGAAGGAACUUUUAGACGAUUGCCAAAUGGGGAGCUGUGGGUAGAAUUUUUCCAUACCUUGUUGAAUAUCCCAGACUGUCACAGCCUAUCACCCCUCCAAGCCCUGCGAGAGAAACUCACAAGGAGUUUCCAGAUGGUGUAUGCAAACAAAGUAAAAUCCCAGCGCAACAGACUUGUCAUCCUACUUCUGGAAAACAAGCCUACGAGGAAAUAA
Staurois parvus is the source of this 456-nucleotide messenger RNA. The record is from the annotation of a GenBank genome assembly. Lineage: Eukaryota; Metazoa; Chordata; Amphibia; Anura; Ranidae.